Messenger RNA from Ilex paraguariensis (yerba mate), 768 nucleotides. The record is from the annotation of a GenBank genome assembly. Lineage: Eukaryota; Viridiplantae; Streptophyta; Magnoliopsida; Aquifoliales; Aquifoliaceae.
UCUGAGUUUGGCGCCAGCCGACCCCCAAAAUUUCUUAAAAUUCAUUUCUGUCGCCAACUCGAUUCAAAAUUUAUGAAUAUCUCCCGCCACAAACAGUUUGAGAUACAGUCAAAAGCAUAAAAAAAAGGGUAUAGUACACAUUACACAAGUAAUACAGAACUCUUUCCUUUGCUUGCGUUCAUAGUCAUACACCGCCAACUAAACAAUAUAAUUGUAGCAAUGGCCGUUGCUUCAAGUCCUAGUCCCAAACAGAUAGCAUCUGAACAGAAGAAGAAGAAGAAGAAUUCUCGACAGCAAUCCGAUGAUGAAGGUAUUGCUUCCCCCAGAAAGCGCAGCAAGUGCCCGGGAGUUCGUGUCGUCGGAGGCCGAAUCUACGAUUCCCAGAAUGGGAAAUCUUGCCAUCAGUGUCGUCAAAAAACCAUGGACUUCGUUGCUGUCUGCAAGAAUCAGAAAAAGAACAAGCCAUGUACUAUUAAGUUUUGUCACAAGUGCCUGUUGAACAGAUAUGGAGAGAAGGCAGAAGAAGUGGCAAGCUUGGGGGAUUGGAGGUGCCCAAAGUGCAGAGGCAUCUGCAAUUGCAGUUUCUGCAUGAAGAAAAGAGGUCACCAACCCACCGGUCUACUUGCGCAUACAGCCAAGGCAAUUGGGUUUUCCUCUGUUUCAGAAAUGCUGCAUCUUGAAGACCCUGAAAAUUUUGACAUUGCCAAGAUCGUUCAAGACAAUGGUUCUUUGCCAAAAAAAAAGCUGCUUCAGAAAAGGAGUCAAUGA